Onthophagus taurus is the source of this 2597-nucleotide messenger RNA. Lineage: Eukaryota; Metazoa; Arthropoda; Insecta; Coleoptera; Scarabaeidae. The record is from RefSeq and is a predicted model, not a curated record.
CGAAACGACCAACUUGUUACCAGUUGAUGUCGGUCCGCCGAAGCGAACGUGUCGGGGUCUUUCAAAUUUACAAAAAAAAACGUUAAGCGUAAAACGGUAAUAACAAAAAAUAAAGAUAAAUUGAUAAACAAUAAUAUCUAAAAAGGAGGUCAAAAAAAAUAAUUUAUGGUGGUUAAAAUCAAAGAUAGAACUUUCAUUGUUGGGUUAUAAUUAAAAUAGAGGAAGACGUGAACUUAAUUAAGUAUUGUCAAGUGAAUUAAAAAAAAUUAAUAAUAAAUUCAUGUGCCAAUAGUUUUAUUGAAGGAGAGGAAUUAAGAAAAUUAAUCAGAAAAAUGAAGACCCACGACGCGUAUAGAUGAUAAAUUAUACGAAACGACCACCGAACGACUUCUAAAUGUCCAAAUAUAGAAUUCUUUUUCAUAAAUUAGAAGAAAUAGAAAUUAAAUAAUUUAUAAAAUCAACUAAUAAAAAAAUUAAUUAAGAAAAAAAUGAAAAUAAAAGAGAACUUAAUAACGCUAAAAUGCGUUCUAUUUUGUUUCUUUGGCGGAAUAAGCUGCCUAUUUCCAUUUUUAUUAAACCACAUGACCUCGAAAGGAUUAACGAAGGAUAUGUCUUGGAUCAUUUCAACAGUAGCAGCAUGUGUAGCUAUUUUAGGACCUGCUAUUGCCGGUCCUGUGGCUGAUAAAUUCGCCGGAGGAUUUGGUGGAAGCAAAAUCAGUAAAUCUGGAACUUAUUUAAGGGUUAUGAUUGCGAUUUGUAUGAUACUUUCAGCAGUUUUUUAUCCGUUAUUAUUAGCAAUUCCAACAGUUGUAAAAACUCCACCAGAAGUAACUUUUAUUUGCGAUGAACAAGGAGGUGCUAUUAUACAAGAAGGUUGUGGUCCGGAAAAGACUUGUUAUAAUUGGAAUGAGGAAGAAAGAGGAUUGUUAAAAGUUUCAAAGUGCCGGUUUACUUGCGAAUCAGACAUUAAAUUAACUUCUACAACCACUACCAUUAGCCCUGAAGAAUAUACGAGUACUGCAUCUGAAGAAUAUGAUGGUGCCGAUUAUAAUGAUAGUGAUUUAGUCGAAGUUGAACCUAAAGACGAUGACGAAGAUGAAUAUGAAUUUCCAAGAAGAAGCAAUGCUACAAUGGAUGUAAUCCCACUGCCACAUUUAUGUUAUACAAGGGAUAAUGGAGAUGGAAUUUGUGAAGUUUUCUCAAAAUAUUCCAAUCCAAUCGCUUUAAAUGUCAAUUUAAAACCAUCAAAUGGUCAUUACAGCGAUAACGGGACCGAAGAACUUUGUAAAUAUCAUAUCGGAAACAAUUUUCGUUGUCGUAUCCCCGAAAAAAUAACUUCAAAUCUCACCGCAGUUGCACCAGAUUGUCGACCAAUCGUACGAUGUGACCUUUACGAACCUUACAAUAUUUCCCAAGGUGGAAAAUUAGUCGUUUCUGAAUGUGGUUAUUCUAAUAUAAGCUUCUGGUUGUAUCUAAUCACAAGAUCGAUAGCUGAUAUUUUCCCAGCUGCCGUUGUUACAUUACUAGACGCAGCGGUUAUUAUAGCCACAAGGGAAACUUCAACAGGCCGCGGAGAUGUUGGCAAACAAUUUGCAGCUGGCGUCUUAGGUUUUGCGUUAUUCGCCCCUAUUAUAAGCAACGUAGACGUUUGGUCUGAUGGUGGAGUUGAUGUGAUGACAGUUUCAUUAAUAUCCUUCGCGGUUUUAAUGGUUUUGGGGGCGAUCAUUAUUCUCGUCGAUGGUAAAAUGCCGUUAAGUCCACCAGAAUGGUGGUGGCAUACAAGAUGUGGACUUUUAGCUAUGCCAAUGUCGAGCGUUAAAAAAUAUGGAUUAGAAAUUGGUGCUUUAUCUUUAAUAUUGGUUAUGUUGGGAAUCUUUUGGAAUGCUAUUGAUGUUUAUCUCCCUUGGAGGAUUGCUUCUUUAGGAGGACCUCCCGUUAUUGUUGGGUUAUCAAUCACUAUAGGGGCUCUUUUUGCAAUUUUUUUCAUGUUAAUUGCUGAAAGAUUCGUCGAUUAUUGCGGUCAUACAAAUUUGUUAAUUACCGCUUUUGUAUUGUAUAUCAUUCAAUAUACAGGAAUGGCUUUUAUAACGGAAGCCUGGUUCUUGUUAAUAUGCGAAGCUUUAGAAAUAUUCACGUUACAUUUACUAUGGAUCACUGCCGUUUUAUACCUUCGUCACUUAAUACCAAGAAAAUUUACUGUCUCAGGACAAGCACUGCCUGUUAUAGCUCAUUUCUGUUUAGGUCGAGUAAUUGGUGCAUAUAUCGGAGGAUUCGCUCAUUCAGGUGAUAAAUUUCAAUUUAUCGAAUUCCAUCAAUGGAUGGCGGUUGCAGCUGCAAUUAUUGCGAUUAUUUACUUUUUCUCCUAUCAUAUGUACCUUAAACCAAAGUGUGCAGCUCCAACGCAACACCCACCUCGACCAACACCAGCUUUAAUUCAAAAUGGAAAUGGAUCUUAUACACCUCUUAGAGUAUACCAUAAUGGAAGAGCGAAGAAAGGUCAAUUUAGAUAUUAAAGAGUGACUUAUGUGAAGGACUUUUUAGCUUUAUUGUUAUCCUUAAUGUAAGAGAAUCGUAAAAAAACGAAUCCAGUGCGAAAA